This is a messenger RNA of Ziziphus jujuba (common jujube), 1587 nucleotides long. RefSeq names its product disease resistance protein RPV1-like. The transcript has 5 exons. Gene Ontology annotation, biological process: defense response. Lineage: Eukaryota; Viridiplantae; Streptophyta; Magnoliopsida; Rosales; Rhamnaceae. The record is from RefSeq and is a predicted model, not a curated record. Gene Ontology annotation, molecular function: ADP binding. Bases 1 to 1587 code for a protein of 528 amino acids.
AUGUGCGAUGGGUGGUAUAGGCAAAACGCAAUUGCCAAAACUUUUUAUGAAUUGCAGUCUUCUCAAGUUGAAAGUAUUAGCUUUCUUGAAAACGUUAAAGGCAAUGAUCUAAAGUCCCUUAAAGAACAGCUUCUUUCAGAUACUUUGAUGGGAGAAUGCAAAACUAACUGUGGAACUAUAAGAAAUAGAUUAUGUCGUAAAAAGGUUCCUAACGUUAUUGAUGAUGUAGAUCAUCUGGACCAGCGAGAAACUCUGGCUGAGGAACCCUAUUGGUUUGGUUCAAGGAGUAGAAUCAUCAUCACAACUAGGGAUAGACAUUUGCUAAUUGCUCAUGGAGUAAAAGAAAUAUACAAUAUGGAGCCAUUAGAUGAUGAUGAAGGUUUGCAACUCUUUACUUGGAAGGCUGGCUUCGAAAAGGUUCAUCUUCUUCCAGAUGAAUAUAAAAGGUUGUCUCAACGUGUGGUACAAUAUGCCAAUGGCCUUCCAUUAGCUCUUAAAGUGUUGGGUUCCUCUUUAUGUGGAAAAGAUGUAGAGGAAUGGAAUGAUAAGUUGGAAAGACUCAAAAAUAACCCCAACAAGGAGAUUAUGGGAGUACUUCAAAUAAGUUUUGAUGGACUGGAGGACAAAGACAAGAAUAUAUUCCUACUCAUUGUUUGCUUUUUCAAGGGAAAUGGUCACAAAGACUAUGUUACAAGUAUACUGAAGAAGUGCGAUUUCAAUCCAAUAAUAGGUAUAGGAAAUCUUAGUGAUAAAUCUCUCUUGAGCAUUAAACAUAAUGAAAUCUGGGUGCAUGAUUUAUUGCAAGAGAUGGGUUGGAAGAUUUUGGGGGAGAAAUCGCUUACAGUGGAUCUUGGAAGACAAAUUAAGUUGUGGAAUGCAAUAGAAGAAAUUGAAGCCAUUGUUUGCUUUGAUCUAUCUGAAAAAUGUCCAACAAAAGAGACAUUUUUGAAUUUUCUUGAUGUGCUCUCGCAGAUGAAGAAACUAAAACUGCUCAAAUUAGACAGCUAUAGUCCGUCUGGCUUGCCAAGUGUCUUGCCAAUUCUUCAAUAUCUUUCCAAUGAUUCAGAUAAUCCGUCUGGCUUGCUGAUUCUUCAAUAUCUUCCCAAUGAGUUACUCAUUCUUCAAUGGAUAUGGUGUCCCUUCCAUUAUUUUCCAUCAAGUUUCCAGCCGACUCAACUCGUUGAAGUUGACUUGUCCUAUAGUAGGAUCUGUCGACUUUGGGGUAAUGUCGAGUUACCCAAAUUGAGAUCUGUCCGACUAUUUCGCUGCACCAAGCUUACCAAGAUAUUCAACGACUUCAGACUGGUUUCUAAUCUAGAGGUGUUAGAUGUUGGUGAUUGUGUGAAGUUGUCAAAGAUCGACCCAUCCAUUAAAUUUCUUCGGAAGCUUACUCGAUUGGAUCUUUCUGGUUGCCGUAGUCUGGAUGAUUUGCCACCCAGCUUAAGUGGAAUUAAUCAGCAAUGCAGAGCACUUCAAGCAGAUGUGGACAUCACUAAAGUUGAAAUUCAUCAAAGAUUUGCUCUUACACCUGAAGCAUACAUCCAUUCCAGUUCUAACAUAGUUUUCAAGAUUUCCUCUUACACAUGA